Molecule: messenger RNA, 570 nt
Organism: Vavraia culicis subsp. floridensis
Lineage: Eukaryota; Fungi; Microsporidia; Pleistophoridae
Exons: 1
Coding region: 1-456 (151 amino acids)
Biological process (GO): UTP biosynthetic process; CTP biosynthetic process; GTP biosynthetic process
Molecular function (GO): nucleoside diphosphate kinase activity
Source: RefSeq, a predicted model, not a curated record
AUGAUAGAAAAGUCGCUCGUGCUCCUCAAGCCCGAUGCCAUAAAAAGGCGCUUAAUAGGCACAAUCAUAUCAAGAUACGAACAGAAGGGCCUUUACAUCCACAGACUAAAACUGCUCCAACCAUCGUAUGAGUUGGUGGCCGAGCACUACGCCGAGCACAAAUCUAAGUCGUUCUACAAAAAAAUGGUAGAAUAUUUGAGCAGUAAUACGGUAGUUGCGAUGGUGGUGGCAGGUGAGGAUGCGGUGGCAGCCGUUCGUAAGUUGAACGGUGUGACCGAUCCGUUGAAUGCCGAGUUGGGGAGUAUUAGGGGUGAUUAUGGGAUGUGCGUGGGUAGGAAUGUAGUGCAUGGCAGCGAGAGUGUGGAGGCCGGGGAGUGUGAGGUUAGGUUGUGGUUUGGCGAGGAUGAUGGGGAGGUUGAUGUGUUUGAUGCUCAGAAUAUUUAUGAGGAAGAUUAGUGAGUGCGUGGUGGGCAGAGUGUUAUGGCUUAGGAUUGAGGACGUACGAUUUUUGCUUUGUGAGAAACUGUGUGGCUAGGGAAUUUCAUGAUGAAUAAAAAGCAUGUUGAAGAA